Molecule: messenger RNA, 1176 nt
Organism: Adineta steineri
Lineage: Eukaryota; Metazoa; Rotifera; Eurotatoria; Adinetida; Adinetidae
Source: the annotation of a GenBank genome assembly
AUGCCGUAUUGCGAUGGAGUAAAUAUGAGUAGUACAGAUAUUAUAUAUUAUCAAAAAAUUUUUGCUCAAAAAACUUGGGCUUGGUGGCUUAAUCUUAUUGGAACAUUCGUUGUAUUUGUAAUUAGUUUUUGUGGAAAUUUACUAUGUCUUUUUGUACUAUGCCGGCAACGUUUAAAACGAAAUUCUUAUACUCAAUAUUUAAUUGCAUUAGCUAUUGUCGAUACUGGAGCUAUCCUAUGUGAAGCUCUUACUGCCCUCGAUGACGUAUAUCAUUACAAUAGUGAUGGUAAACUAGCACUUUUUCAACAUACUGCUCUCUCAUGUAAAUUAUAUUAUUAUAUUCGAUAUGUAUUUUAUUCUAUGAGCUCAUGGGUGACUGUUGCUUUAGCUGUUGAACGUUUAGUAGCAAUUAAAUUUCCAUUAUGGUCAAAAUAUAUUUGUAGUGUUAUAAAUGCACGUCGAAUAUUAUUUCUUAUACUUAUAUUUACAAUGAUUAUUCAAUCAUAUCAUUUUGUUGUUAAAGGUCUUGAUUGUAAAACAACAGCAUCAAGUGUAUCAAAACAAAGUUGUCGUUGUAAAACAUUAGUUAAAUAUGUUGAAGUUGAUAUUAUUUUAACAAUUUAUCUUUGGCGUUUAUGUUUAAUGACAUUAUUACCUUUAACAAUUAUUAUAACUGUAAAUAUUCUUAUAAUGAGUAAAUUAUUCAGUGGAAAUUCUUUAGUUGAUAGUGCAAAUACAUUAGGUAAUGCACGACGUAAAACACUAUUAUUAUAUAAAAUAUCUCGUAUGUUAGUUAUUGUUUCAUCAAUAUAUCUUUUAUUACAUGUACCAGGUUCAAGUUUUGAAAUAAUUAAAUUUAUGUUUCUACAUACAUUUCAAGUAUGUAAUGGUAAAUGGCAUUAUUAUAUAUUUGUAAUACAUGAUAUAUUUGAUUUAUUAACAAAUUUUAAUUAUGGAAUUAAUUUUUAUUUAUAUAUUAUUAGUGGUAAACAUAUACGAAGUGAAUUAUUUCGUACAAUUAAACAUUCAACAUUUCGUUCAACAUUGACAGGAAAUACUGGGAAAUUUCAACGAUCAAGUUAUUUUAUGUCUUCUUAUGCACAUAAUUCCAAAACUUAUCAACCAAAUUGUUCACAUAUACAGUUAUCAAAACAACCUACUGGUUCAUCGAUUUAA